AUGCUUACCACUCGCCGGGGGCUGCAGCUCCUGACCACUGUCAUCCUAUACUUCCUCGUUCACCUCCUCUUCAUCACCCUUUUCCGUCUCCCGCUCUCGCUUUUCCGUAUUUUCGUUUUGAUCCUCUUCUUUCUCUUUUUCUUCUUCCCCUCAUCCUCCUCCUCCCCCUCCUACCCCUCCUCUCCGUCUUUCUUUUCGAUCUAUUUUCCCUCACCUAAUAUUUUCUCCGCUACCCCUUCAUCGCACAUCCGCCCUCUGCCUCCUCCUCUCCAUAAUCAUCAUUCUAAUUCUAUUUUGCAGGCCCACUUCCUCAUUCGCCUCCUCCAACAUUUCCUUCCCCCACACAGUGUGCCUUCCUCUCGAAACGCUAUACCUCCUGCCUCUUACUAUCCUGCAAUUUCUUGCUUGCCACCUCUCCCCUCCUCCUCCUCCUCCUCCUCCUCCGUAUUUAAGUAA
Spirometra erinaceieuropaei is the source of this 456-nucleotide messenger RNA. Lineage: Eukaryota; Metazoa; Platyhelminthes; Cestoda; Diphyllobothriidea; Diphyllobothriidae. The record is from the annotation of a GenBank genome assembly.